This is a messenger RNA of Caenorhabditis bovis, 309 nucleotides long. NCBI's taxonomy places the organism in Eukaryota, Metazoa, Nematoda, Chromadorea, Rhabditida, Rhabditidae. The record is from the annotation of a GenBank genome assembly.
AUGGAUUCUAUUCUUCAGAGCGACGAGAAAAAGAAGUAUAUCGAUGUUAAUCGAAUUAUUGAAAAAAUUGAGGAUAAAUGCGUCGAGCGCGAUCGAAUCACACGCCAACAGACGGAAACGAUUCGACAGACGCUGAACACGUGGCAAUCAGCAAUCAGCGAUGACGAGAAGGAGUUCGCCGAGAGCAUCGCGUUGCUCGAAAAACGCAAAGAGCAAAUUCGGCAAGAUUCGAUACAGAUGCUGGAUCUUGCCGAACAACUUCGACAAAUGAUCGAGGCGAAGAAACGGGAGCAAAACUUGAAUUCAUAG